Paecilomyces variotii is the source of this 5325-nucleotide messenger RNA. RefSeq names its product DNA repair and recombination protein RAD54. Bases 1 to 5325 code for a protein of 1774 amino acids. Gene Ontology annotation, molecular function: ATP-dependent chromatin remodeler activity; ATP binding; hydrolase activity, acting on acid anhydrides. Gene Ontology annotation, biological process: phosphatidylinositol biosynthetic process; positive regulation of kinase activity. Gene Ontology annotation, cellular component: PAS complex; endosome membrane; fungal-type vacuole membrane. The transcript is spliced from 11 exons. Lineage: Eukaryota; Fungi; Ascomycota; Eurotiomycetes; Eurotiales; Thermoascaceae. The record is from RefSeq and is a predicted model, not a curated record.
AUGCCGCCCGCAGCACCAGCAAUCCAGAUUUUAUGUAACGAAGUACCUGUUGGGUUUGUCGGAUCCGUCACGGAGGGGUCCAGGGCCAUCAAUGUCCGGUUAUACGCGACGAAGAGCAAGGCAUUGAGAGCUCCAUAUCCUAGUAUGGGAGCAGCGGCGCCUGUAAAACAGUCAACCACGCGUUUAUACGGUGCCUCGAAUCAGUCGAUUGAUCGCCUUACCAAACCUUUCAGAUGUCCGGGUUCAGCGACGCCUACGAGAGCAUCUGAUAAGCCUACCCGCAAGAGACGCAAGGUCAACUACGCCGAUGCAGAUGGAAGUGUGGAAGAUGGGAACAACAAGCCAUGGACAAACGAAGAGCGUCUAGCGCUUGCUAACCGUGAUGUAAAUCGAUACGGAGUUUUCAAAGUGAAGGAUAAAGAUACGAUUUUUAAGCAACGGUUUUCUGUUCCCUUGAAAAACAAAGCAGCGGGCGGAUACGAUGCUUCCAGACCGGCACCUAGUCUAGGGAUGAGACGAAGUACUGGCUUUAUCGUGAAGCCUCUACAUGAUCCCAGCGGGGAAUUUGCAAUAGUUCUCUAUGACCCAACAGUUGAUGAUGUGGAGGAGAAUCCUGAAUCGAAGGAGAAGGAGGAUGGGCCAAAAGAGGACGAGAAACCGAAGCUGGACGAGCCGCUCGUACAUAAGAGUCUGGCGGACAUUCUUGGACUUAAAAAGAAGGUCGAAACUCGUCCUAAGGUUCCCGUCGUUAUCGAUCCGCGGUUGGCGAAGGUCCUUCGUCCCCAUCAGGUGGAGGGUGUAAAGUUCCUUUUCCGUGCCACGACUGGAAUGAUCGACAAGAAUGCACAUGGGUGCAUUAUGGCGGACGAGAUGGGACUGGGCAAGACCCUUCAAUGUAUUACCCUGAUGUGGACGCUUCUCAAACAGUCCCCGGAAGCCGGCAAAACGACAAUCCAAAAGUGUGUGAUUACUUGCCCGUCAAGUCUUGUAACAAACUGGGCGAACGAGCUGGUCAAAUGGCUGGGCAAAGACGCGAUCAUCCCAUUCGCCGUUGAUGGCAAGGCCACGAAAGCAGAGCUCGCAUCGCAAAUGAGGCAGUGGGCUAUUGCCUCCGGACGCUCAAUAGUGAGGCCAGUUCUCAUAGUGUCCUACGAGACGCUACGACUGAAUGUCGACGAGCUCAGAGAUGCCCCGAUUGGUUUGUUGUUGUGUGAUGAAGGGCAUCGGCUGAAGAACAAGGACAGUCUGACUUGGACAGCACUGAAUAGUCUCAAUGUCACUCGCCGUGUUAUCCUUUCUGGAACGCCCAUUCAGAACGACCUUUCAGAGUAUUUCUCGCUUCUGCAUUUUGCAAAUCCAAACUUGCUUGGAUCACAAAAUGAAUUCCGCAAGAGGUUCGAAAUACCUAUUCUUAAAGGAAGAGAUGCUGCGGGUUCCGAGGAAGAUCGCAAGAAAGGAGAUGAACGCCUGGGGGAAUUAACAAACAUUGUCAACAAGUUCAUCAUACGCCGCACCAAUGACAUUCUCUCGAAGUACUUGCCGGUCAAGUACGAGCACGUCGUCUUCUGCAAUCUUGGAAAAUUCCAGCUUGAUCUCUAUAAUCAUUUCUUGCAGAGUCCAGAUAUCAAAUCCCUACUGAGAGGAAAAGGGAGUCAGCCCUUGAAGGCUAUUGGCAUUUUGAAGAAACUCUGCAACCAUCCAGACCUUCUUGACCUCUCAAAGGAUCUACCCGGAUGUGAGCAGUUCUUCCCGGAUGACUACGUCCCUCUGGAAGCUAGGGGCCGCGACAGAGAUAUCAAGUCUUGGUAUUCAGGCAAGAUGAUGGUUCUCGAUCGCAUGUUGGCACGUAUCCGCCAAGACACCAAUGACAAAAUCGUCCUGAUCAGUAAUUACACUCAGACGCUCGAUCUUUUCGAGAAGCUCUGCCGCGCUCGAACAUAUGGUUGCCUGCGGCUCGACGGCACCAUGAAUGUGAAGAAGCGGCAGAAGCUGGUCGACAAGUUCAAUGACCCUGAUGGUGAAGAAUUCGUCUUCCUGCUCAGUAGCAAGGCCGGUGGAUGUGGUCUGAAUCUGAUAGGUGCAAACCGUCUUGUGCUUUUCGACCCAGACUGGAACCCCGCUGCUGAUCAGCAGGCGCUGGCUCGAGUCUGGCGUGACGGACAAAAGAAAGACUGUUUUGUCUACCGUUUCAUUGCCACUGGAUCAAUCGAGGAGAAGAUCUUCCAGCGUCAAUCUCACAAGCAGUCGCUAUCCAGCUGCGUCGUCGAUUCCGCCGAAGACGUCGAGCGACACUUCUCUCUGGAUUCACUUAGAGAACUAUUUCAAUUCAAACCAGAUACGCGGAGUGACACCCAUGACACGUUCAAAUGCAAGAGGUGCAGGCCAGAAGGGGGUCAGUAUAUUAAGGCACCAGCCAUGCUCUACGGUGACACCAGUUCUUGGAAUCAUUUCGUAAACGAUGGCGAGAAGGGGGCAUUGGGCAAGAUACAAGACUUGCUUCUGAGACAGGAAACUACAGAGAACGACGUCUCAGCCGUAUUCCAGCUCGAGAGGAUCGUUCGCGAAGCUGCGAUAAAAGAAGACCAUGAGAGAAUCCAGAAGAUCAUCGACCAGCUCUGCCACGACUAUGCCUACGCCGAAGGAGUAGCUCCUUAUCUUCAAGAGAUAGUGCCGCCUGUUCUGGCCUGUUUCACGGACCAGGAUGCGCGCGUCAGGUACUAUGCAUGCGAAAGCAUGUAUAAUAUUGCGAAGGUGGCUAAGGGAGAGAUUCUACUCUUCUUCAAUGAGAUUUUUGAUGCGCUGUGCAAGUUAGCUUCAGAUUCGGAAUUGUCCGUCAAGAAUGGAGCAGAGCUUCUUGAUCGCCUCGUAAAGGAUAUCGUGGCAGAAUCCGCUGCUUCUUACGUUUCUGUCCUAAAUAUUCCCGAGAAGAGUCUGCAGGAUCCAGAUGCAAGCUUGGAAUCAGACGAACUAUCGGCGGACCUGCCCACUGCUUUCUCCCUGGCUAAGUUCAUACCACUCCUGAAGGAACGAAUAUAUGUCAUCAACCCUUUUACCCGCAUGUUUCUUGUCUCAUGGUUGACGCUGCUGGACACGAUACCAGACUUGGAGCUGGUUAGCUACCUGCCCGCCUUCCUUGGCGGACUGAUCAAGUUUCUAGGUGAUCCGAACAAAGACGUCCAUGUUGCUACCCAAAAUCUUCUGGAGAGGUUCCUAUCAGAGAUCAAGCGCAUCGCUCGUAUUAAAAAGGGGAUCGAAGAGAGUCGAAAGGGUCAAGAGAGCCAACACAAUGCAUCAGCUACAAGUGACAGCGCCAGCAUAGCACCUGAUCAAGACCCUGACGCCGAUAAGAGUGACAAUGCCAUUGUAGACUCUGACUCUGAAAUCGACGAUCACAACACAACUACCGAUGGGGAUUGGAUUCCAGGACAAGACGCAAACAUUGAGUACCCUAAGAUCCUGGAGAUCCUGGUAGGAUAUGUCGACACGUCAUUCGAUGAAGAGAUGCAAUUGACUGCGCUUCGCUGGAUAGAUAGCUUCUUUGAAAUCAGUCCCGAAGAUAUUCUGCAGUUCGUCCCGAGGCUUUUGACGCAGGUCCUCCCUGCUAUGUCCAGCGGCUCAGACCAGGUGCGGCAGGCGGCGAACAGGGUCAACACAUCCCUCAUGGAGUAUAUUCUCUCUCUCCCUGAUGAGGCCUCCCCUGAAGGCACUGGCCGGCAAGGCCCGACCUCCAAGGCACCUCCUCCAGUUGCUAAAGACGGUGGUGAGAAGAGAUCGGGCACACCAAGCGGGCGACCAUCUUCUGAGACAAUCAGCAUCGAAACAAAGGCUCAAGAAUCGGGACCGGAGACGAAAACUGAAGCGACGCCGCAAAUCAGUCCUGCAGAAACUCCCCUUCCCCCGUCGGAUCUCGAUUACGCUGCGGCUGUGAAUUCGCUGACCCUGCAAUUCCUGAACGAGAACGAAGCCACUAGAGUCGCUGCUUUGUCAUGGCUCAUCAUGCUACAUCGGAAAGCGCCGCGAAAAGUUGUAGCCUUCAACGAUGGGACGUUUCCGGCUCUGCUCAAGACGCUGUCUGAUCCUGCAGAAGCAGUGGUCACAAAGGAUCUACAGCUCCUCUCUCAGAUAUCGAGAAACAGCGAAGACGGAUACUUUACAUCAUUCAUGGUGAAUCUUCUUCAACUCUUUUCGACAGAUAGGAGGCUGCUAGAGAAUCGUGGAAAUCUGAUAAUUCGCCAACUUUGCAUGAACUUAAGUCCGGAGCGAAUAUACCGGACUUUGGCUGACUGUCUUGAAAAGGAAGAGGAUAUCGAAUUUGCCAGUAUCAUGGUUCAGAAUCUGAACAACAACCUCAUCACGGCACCUGAACUUACAGAGCUUAGGAAAAGAUUGAGGAACCUGGAGUCCAGAGAGGGCCAGAUGUUUUUCGUUGCCUUAUUCCGAUCCUGGUGUCACAAUGCGGUGUCGACAUUCUCUCUGUGUCUUCUUGCACAAGCCUACGAACAGGCAUAUAAUCUCCUUCAAGUCUUCGCGGAGCUCGAAAUGACUGUCAACAUACUAAUCCAAAUCGAUAAACUGGUCCAACUGCUGGAGUCGCCAGUCUUCACCUACCUUCGCCUUCAGCUCCUGGAGCCUGAAAAGUACCCAUAUUUAUACAAGUGUCUGUAUGGAGUUCUCAUGCUGCUGCCGCAAAGUUCGGCUUUCGCAGCUCUGAAGAACCGCCUGAACAGUGUGAGCAACAUUGGGCUGCUCCAUGCUGGACCCCGAGCGUACGUCAACCCUGCGAUUAAGGCCCCAUCCAGUUCUUCCCCGUCCCCCUUCAAUAAUCCUUUGAGAAACCAUUACCGUCGGCGAAGCACGGAAGCUUACGUUGUACCUGCGGGACCCAACAGUCCUGUGAAUAACGCCUAUGACCGUCCCACCGGGAGUAGGUUGAAAGGCCGCGAAGAGAAUGCUAUUCGCUGGGUUGAACUACUAGACAAAUUCAAAAAUGUCCAGGAGAAAGCCAGGCGUUCCCGGAUGUCACGACGACACAUUGAUCAUGGCGGCACCCAACUGGACUUUCAAAACCCGUCACUGGCAGCUGCACUGUCUGCGGCUGCCGCUUCAGAGCAUGGCCGUGGGAACUACAAGGAAAAGACUCUUCCGGACGCCCCUCGUGGAGUAGGCAGCGGGCUGGGUAUAACCGGUGACGGUCGUCGCGUAAGCUCUCCGGACAGCGCGACAGGCCAUAAAGGAACGUCGACACCUGCGGCUGGCCAUAAGAGCAGGUCCAGCCUUUCCAACCUGGGACGACUUGGGAUUGGAGCCAGGAAGUCUAAACGCUGA